Molecule: messenger RNA, 1851 nt
Organism: Didymodactylos carnosus
Lineage: Eukaryota; Metazoa; Rotifera; Eurotatoria; Philodinida; Philodinidae
Source: the annotation of a GenBank genome assembly
AUGGCAACAAAUGUAGACAAUACCAGUGUGAACACAUCACGGACACCAACAAGAUUAACUGAAUUGAUUCAUUCAUUGUCAAGUUAUUCGUUAGAUAAUCAUUCAUGUAGAAUAUUUUCACAUGAAAUACAGAAGUUAUCGAUGUCAUCUUCCUCUUUGAAAUCAUUACCGAUUUAUUCUACUCAUUUAACCCAUUCUCAACUAUUGGAUUCUAUAUCAUCUAUAAAAAUUUGUCUAACAUUACCAACAACUCAAUUGUCAUUCGAAUUGUAUCACUAUUCAAUUGGAUAUUAUCUAUUACUUUUAUCAUUGCAUACUCAUAAAUUAUUUGUUGAGGAAGUAAUAAAAAAUACUCAUAAACUAAAAAAACAUAUUGAAUAUUGGAAAUCUAAUCUAAAACCUCCGAUCUCUUCACUAUAUCAUCAAAUAACCACAACUUAUUUAUUCGAUAAGGAAACUGAUGAUAUAUUGCCGUCGGAAAAACUAAAAUAUUUAACAACAUAUGAGUCAAAAUGGAUGAAUUCAAUCGGAAAAUUAUGUUAUUCGAUAUCGAUAUUACACAAAUAUUUAUUAUCAUCAUUGCCAAAGAAUAUGUUUAGUACAGCAUUAGAUACAGUUGAAAUAUACACAAAUUAUUUAUACUUUUUGAUCUUCGAUGAUACACUAUCCACUUUGAAUAUACAAUCAUCAAAUAAACUAAUUGAUCUAAUCAAUUGUUAUGAACAUAUUUUGUUAUCAUUCUCAGAAUUUAAUCAACAAUGGUUUAUUAAAAUUCAUUUAUAUCGUCAACCAACACAUUUAAAACGUUAUUGGACAUAUUAUACAUGGGGAACAUUAACAUCUCUCUAUCUAAUCUAUAAAUUAUAUUCAAAUCAAAAACAAAUUUCUAAUCAGUUUCAGUUAUCAUUUGAUUCAUUUAAAUUUUUUUUGUCUGAACAUUUAAUUAUUCCAUUGAAAAAUAUCUAUGAAUCAACAUUUCAUUCAAAAUCCUCACAGUUAAUAUUUGAAAAUACACAAAAAAAUUACCAAAAUUCUAAAUUAAUACUAGAACAAAUGUUAGAAAGAUAUGGUAUAGAACAUUCAAAACAAUUGGCAAAUAUUGAUGGUGUAGAUGUCGAUCGAUUUCUGUUAAAUCUACAUGAACGAGCACUCAAUGACGAUAUGAAUAUUGUUAUGAAAUAUUAUCAAUACGAAUUAGAUACACCUAUUCGAUCGGCACUAUUCGGAGAUUUAGUUAAAGGUAUUCUUAUUCAAGUACAAAAAGUAAAAGUUGAUGGUGAAUCAUUGGCUAUUCAAAUUAAUCAGUUGAUGAAACAAAAUCAAAUUAAUUUUAGUUUAUUGGCUACUAUACCCGCAUUAUUAUUAAUCACAUUUAUGACCAUUGCCGCAAAGAAUACAAUUAUCAAUGGGAUAAUUAAACGUCGAAAAUAUGGUUAUACUGACGUUUAUAAACAAAUUAUUCGUAAAUUACGACACAUUGAACAAUUGUUGAUACUAAACACAGAAUUAUCAACAAAAAACAAGCAACACCUAUUGACAACCACACUGAAUUAUGAUAGUAAUUAUAUCAAAGUUGAAGACGACGAAGAAAAAUAUUAUGACAAUUCGGUUCCGAUCGAUCAAAGUAUAAUUAUUGUUGAUAAUACGACAAUAUCGGAGACAAAUAAUUCAUUUCCAAUGAAUAAUUUAACAUUUGGUCAGUUUUUAUGUUUGAUUUAUGAACUAAAAUUUUUCACAUUGCAACUGAGAUCGGAGCGACUACUAGCGGAUGAAUUCAACCAAGAUAUUGAUCUACUAACGGAUACAACAUUAACUACAAAACAAAAGCUCCUGCGGGAUCUUAGAUGUUAA